Molecule: messenger RNA, 1563 nt
Organism: Postia placenta MAD-698-R-SB12
Lineage: Eukaryota; Fungi; Basidiomycota; Agaricomycetes; Polyporales; Adustoporiaceae
Exons: 4
Coding region: 1-1563 (520 amino acids)
Source: RefSeq, a predicted model, not a curated record
AUGAGCGCCAUGGACGUGAAUGAACAAUCAGAGUCGCCCCUUCAAACCAAGGCUCCAUUUCUAUCCUUGAAUGACGAUGUUCUUUCCUUGAUCCUCUCCGACCUCUCCACCCACGAUGCCCUCCAAUUGUCAGCUACGGCUCGCGAUGUUCAUUUCAUCGCGAAGCAACGUGCUCUUCAAGAAGUGAAAAUGACAACAAAUGCAUCCGCAGCACGGAUAUGCACCUAUCUGCUCGGCGACAUCCCGAAUCGCCUCCAUCUGGUCCGCGACCUCACCGUCCGGCUUGAUUUCACGACGUACGUCAAUCCAGACGGGAAACCCUUCUACAGCGAGAGUGCGAUCACCGCCGCACACCUCUUCGCAUCUGUCCUUGGAGAUGCUAUUUAUCUCAGAUCGCUCCAUCUGACCUCUGUCGGCAUUCUGCUACAAGUGCAGCCCCGUAUUGGCCCGGCGCUCUCGGCUCUCACCAAUUUGCGUCUUCUGGACUUGCAGCUCAUAGGGUCUACUGACGGAUUCACGGUGCUCCGCGAAAUUCGCUGUAGGCCAGAGGAGUUGAAACUCAGUGUGGGCACUGCGCGCACCGCAGGCAUGCAUACUGUGGACGUGAACGAAGUACUAUCCUGUCUUCAAGAUAUGCAGACCAUCAAACGCCUUACUUUGUCGCAUAUCAACGAACAGCGCUUCGACGACAGGCUUGUUCUCAAGUUCAGCGACCCACCGAGCUCGUGGUCGACAGUGCACGAUUUGUCUCUGCUCCGGUGCCGCAUGCCCAUGCGGUUGGCGGUGCUCGCUUUCCCAAACUUGCGCGUGCUCCGGGUCAACCAGCCUAUUUCCUGUCCACCUCCAAAACCUGACUCGGAGCAGACGGUCUGCUGGUCGAACUUGGAUUUCGUGGAGGGGCCCAUCGAGCUCCUGUACGAGUGGCCGUUCACCUGUCCAAUCCACCACCUAUCACUUCAGUCGGUGCUCGCCAUGCCAUAUCACGGUUCUACGUGGGGGCGGCCUCCGCCGGGUGCUGAUCUCGCGGCCACCUUGAACCUAGUGAAGCGGGCAUCCCCGCGCGUGCUCGAAUUGUCGAUCAUGGCAUACCCGGCGCUGGGCCCUGCGUUCUGGGCAGAGCUGGCUAGACAGGCUCCGGGAUUGCGCAGUCUCGCGGUCAAACUGUGCUCUUUCAGUGAUGACGAAGAAUUCUUGACGCGUACAUUCAUGGAUUUCAUGGAAACGCUGUCAGCUGCUCUCGGCUCAAUAUCAACCCUAGUUCACGUCCGACUGUGCAUUCUGUCUUCUCUUUUGCCAGAUGAUCCCACGCAUGUUCUCCCAGAAAAGCUGACAUCGACCUUCAUCAAAGCACUUCCGUCCCUCUGCUACGUAUCGUUGUCUAUGAAGAGGCAUCAGGACUUGACAGAGUCUCCUUGGGAGGGCCAGGAUUCGUGGAGAAUUAUAAGCAGUGAUAAAGAACGGAAACUCGAAAGUAUCGAGUCAAAGUUGGAAGAGCGUAUGAGAGAGCGUAUAGUCGCGCUGGAGUUCAAUCCAGCUGUUGACCUUGAUGAAUCACGGAUUUGA